UCCAAAUUCAUACAAUAAAGAAAGAACCAAAAAUAAAGAAUUGAUUGAAUAUUGGUGAUUAUUCCAAAGAGCAACAAUAUGUAUGUCGCCUUCCCCAAGAUGUCAAACAAUAUAGGAUUGAAUUUGAACAUCUCCUUAACGAAGGGAAUACCCAUUCUGAGGAGAGUUAGGGUUUAUCAUUCUUUGUUUUCAUCCGCUUCAGUUGCUCGCGUCCAAUCCUCUAGCGCCAACCGAACGGGUCGGCGGUGGGUUCUCACAGUAGUAGGGGCUUCAUUCUGGUCACAGUUCAUCAGUAUGACUACCAAUUUUGGCCGCAAGUCUUUCCUUGCCUCCGCCGCACAAAAGGGAGAAAUUGAUAAGGUGUUGAAGAAUUUCGAAUGGCCAGACCAAUUUCCAUUCAAGGACGAGGAUUUUCAGCGGUUUGAUGAAUCUCCAGACUUGUCGUUUUAUGAUGCACCAAGGUUUGUGACUCACAUUGAUGAUGCUGCUAUAGCAUCUCUUACUCGAUAUUAUAAGGAGGUUCUUCCACCGGCAAAUACUCCUGGAAUAGCUAUUCUUGAUAUGUGUAGCAGUUGGGUUAGUCAUUAUCCAUCAAGAUAUAAACAAGAUCGGAUUGUGGGAAUGGGUAUGAACGAAGAAGAGCUUAAGCGAAAUCCUGUUCUAACUGAGUAUGUUGUCCAAGACUUGAAUGUUAGCCCGAAGCUUCCAUUUGAAGACAAUUCGUUCGAUGUUAUUACCAAUGUGGUUAGCGUGGAUUAUUUGACAAAGCCUCUUGAUAUCUUCAAGGAGAUGAAUAGAAUCCUUAAACCAGGUGGUCUUGCUGUAAUGAGCUUCUCCAAUCGUUGUUUCUGGACAAAGGCGAUCUCUAUUUGGACAUCGACUGGCGAUUCUGAUCAUAUUUUGAUUGUGGGCUCGUAUUUCCAUUAUGCUGGAGGAUUUGAACCUCCCCAGGCUGUUGAUAUAUCUCCUAAUCCAGGACGUUCCGAUCCAAUGUAUAUUGUAUACUCUCGAAAGGUAGCUGCAGCCUAAACGAAAUAUAUGAGUAUAAGAUAUAUUUUCCCGUUUCUUUGGACUUUUUCAGGCACAAGUGCUAAAUGUUGUAGAUUACUACUAUUAUUAUGAGAAAACCAACCCAAUUGUGAUUAUAUAUAUGAAUCCUUAACCACAAAGCUCAUGAUAUUAUGAUGAAGAAAUAACUAGUUAAAUUCUGUAAAAGA
Impatiens glandulifera is the source of this 1217-nucleotide messenger RNA. RefSeq lists its product as uncharacterized. Bases 79 to 1029 code for a protein of 316 amino acids. NCBI's taxonomy places the organism in Eukaryota, Viridiplantae, Streptophyta, Magnoliopsida, Ericales, Balsaminaceae. The record is from RefSeq and is a predicted model, not a curated record. Gene Ontology annotation, molecular function: S-adenosylmethionine-dependent methyltransferase activity. The transcript has 8 exons.